Naegleria fowleri is the source of this 549-nucleotide messenger RNA. RefSeq lists its product as uncharacterized. The transcript has a single exon. The coding region runs from base 1 to 549 and encodes 182 amino acids. The record is from RefSeq and is a predicted model, not a curated record. NCBI's taxonomy places the organism in Eukaryota, Heterolobosea, Eutetramitea, Acrasida, Naegleriidae.
AUGAAACCCUCAAUCCCGCAAUUGGAUCAAAGCUUGAAUCAUCACGAAGAAUCAACUGUUGAAUUGAUUCAAAAAUCAAUGAAUGAGUGGAGUGGUGGUUGUGGUCAGCGAAUUUGUCCCUUUUGUUUGAGAGCCAUUUCAUAUGACGUCGGAUGUAUGGAUUCUCGCACUCCCUACGAUUCACGUUCGUCGGAUGAGGAGGGGAAGAUGAAUGACGAUGAAGAGGAAUAUUCUCAAUUUGCAACUAGUCAUGAUAAUGAUAUACUCUUUAAACAUGUUUCAAAAUGUUUGAAUUUAUGGAAGAUGGAAAGAAGAAGGAGAAUUGAUUCAGAAAGAAAAAGACUGAUGUCAAAACUAAUGUCAGAGCAAACCAUUUCUGAAGAAGAAUCGUUUCAUAAACGAAAGAUGAAUGAAAUGGGAGAAAUGCACUUGUCCAACAAAAAAACAAAGAUUGAGUUCAAAUAUGACACCCUCAGUCAAGUGGGAAGUGACAUGAUUUAUCAUAUUAUGGAAUAUUUGGAUUGGAGAUUUUGUGUUCUCGUUGCAUGA